GAAUAGCACUCCAAAAUUAACCACAAUCUCAAUCCCUAAAAAAUAAAUCGAUAUUCGAUAAUAACAUAUAAUGAUAAAUUCGGUACGGUGUUCGGUAUAAUUCCUCUUUCGACUCUGGUGUUCGGUAUAAUCCCAAAUACCAGACCAAAGUUCCCGUCCUAGAGUCCAGACGUGCGUGCGACAUUUUUUUUUUUUGCUUUGCGACACAUGCAAAGGAAUGGCAAUGGGGCAGGUCUGGGGCGGGUAUCUCGAUACCCAUAUCCGUCCCAUGGCAGGUCGGGUUCGGGUUGAGUAAUUUAUUAUGGGGCGCGGGUCUGGGCAGGUCGACCCAAUGGGUAUAUAAUUUAUGCGAAAUCAUUAGAAUUAUUCGUUGUUUUAAUUAAAAAACCAAGAAAGAAACCAUAAUUUGAUAAAAUGUAGUUAAAUUAUUGGAGAAAUUGAGUUUUUCACUUAUUUACAAUUUUAUUAUACCUAAAAUAUAGUGUAAUAAGAGGAAAAUCCUAAGUAAUUUGACUUAUAUUACAUGUAAUUUAGCCAAGAACGGGUAAAACAUGGGACGAGUCAGAACAGGUCGGGUCGAUGAGAGGUACCUAUUCCCGCCCCGCCCCAAAACAGGCCAAACAGUCGGGUAAAUCGGGUCAGGUCAAAAUUGUCACCCUACAGGCUACAUGGAAAUGGAAACUGAUGCGGCGUCGUUUCGUUCAACUGACAGAGCCACCGAGCCAGUCCAAUCCAACGUUGCAGGAGUAUGAUUUCCCACUGAAGCUGCUGGAGUCGAGAAAGAGAGAUCUCUCGCUUAAACCCUAACUCAAAACUCGCCUGAAUCUGGGAAUUUUCGCCUUCAGCUAUGGCAGAAACGGGGUCGGGAUCGGCUGCUAAUGGAACCCAGAAGUCUUUGAAAGAUCAGGGCAACGAAUUCUUCAAAGCCGGCAACUUUCUCAAAGCUGCUGCUCUCUACACCCAGGCUAUCAAGCUCGACCCUUCCAACCCGACUCUCUACAGUAACCGCGCUGCUGCAUUUCUACAACUGGUUAAGCUAAGUAAAGCACUUGCUGAUGCCGAGACAACCAUCAAACUCAACCCACAGUGGGAAAAGGGAUAUUUCAGGAAAGGAUGUGUAUUGGAGGCCAUGGAACGUUACGAUGAUGCCCUGGCUUCCUUUCAAGAAGCUUUACAGUACAAUCCGCAAAGUGCAGAAGUAUCUAGAAAGAUUAAGAGGAUAACUUUAUUAGCAAAAGACAAAAAACGAGCUCAAGAGGUGGAGAGCAUGAGAUCAAACAUUGAUAUGGCAAAGCACUUGCAUCCAGUGAAAGCUGAAAUGUCCGGGAAGCUUGGUUCUGAAGAGUUAGAGAAUGAAAUGUUCUUGUUCCUUGUUGAAACAAUGGAAACAGCUGUUAAGUCAUGGCAUGAAACUUCUAAAGUGGAUCCAAGAGUCUUCUUCCUUCUGGAUAAGGAAAAGACCGAAACUGAUAAAUAUGCUCCGAUGGUCAAUAUAGACAAGGCCUUUGAAUCACCUCAUACACACAGCAAUUGCUUCUCCUUCUUGAGGCAGUAUGCUGAAGAAUCAUUCUCUAAAGCAGCUUGCUUAGUUGUGGCAAAGAAUAUCAUAGCUUACCCACAGGUUUGGAAAGGUCAAGGAUCAAGGAAGUGGAAACACGGCCAACAUGAUGGAUUUUUCGUUCAAUUUGAGACACCGUCCCUGCGGAAACUGUGGUUUAUUCCUAGUACAACCGAAAGGGGGCAAACACUCUGCGGGGAACCAGAAAGCCUAGAUGUCGCUACACAUGAAGUCAUCCCUCGAAUUUUCAAAGAGAAGCUGCCUGCUUCAUAGUUGAUUGUCACCUUCUUUCUUGGCACCUUUUGAUGAGAGAUUUCUAUAAGCACAAUGGCACGUCGCCAAGGAAUGCUUGCAAGAGGUUCUCAAGUUUUCCCCAUGAUUGGCAAUGAAAAAGUUUCAGGUUAGCAGCCCACUGCAAGAAAGAAACAUGCUUUUGGGCGAAGCCAACUCAUCUUUCAUGCUUAUGUCCUGUGUUAAAGCUCUGCCUGAUCUUCUCACAAGUGUUCAGCGUCAUUUAGUCUUUCGUUAUACCUCUGUACUGUGUUGGUUGCUCUUUCUGCAGUGUAGUGAUGAUUUCUGUCUCCCAAAAAUUUUGAGUGGGGUUGUGCAAUAGAAAUUUCAAACUCCAUUUUGUAUUUUUCAUUGGAUUUCAGAGGGAAGGUAACAGGUAUGGUGCACAAUCUUUGAAAGUGUGGUUGCUCGCUUUACGACAUACUGACUAGACCACUGCAAGCAGACCAAAUUGAUGCCGAUAUCAGGCUAGUUGUUCAAUUCUGGAUCCUAACAGUACUCCACCCUGAGCUCAUUUGAAAAGAUGUUAGUUAGGAUAAUGAACUGAUACUGAGAAUUUGUGCUCACUGCUCCUGCCUCGAAGUUCUCAUUGUCAACACUCGACUAAACAUGAACAACAUAAAUUGAAGAAGUGGAA
Linum trigynum is the source of this 2486-nucleotide messenger RNA. The record is from the annotation of a GenBank genome assembly. Lineage: Eukaryota; Viridiplantae; Streptophyta; Magnoliopsida; Malpighiales; Linaceae.